Lactuca virosa is the source of this 369-nucleotide messenger RNA. NCBI's taxonomy places the organism in Eukaryota, Viridiplantae, Streptophyta, Magnoliopsida, Asterales, Asteraceae. The record is from the annotation of a GenBank genome assembly.
AUGGAUUAUUAUGGUCUGCACAUCGCCCAAAUAACCCCUAACGGUUUUCGCAAGAUUCUUUGCUUCACCCUGCUAUGCGUCGCUAUGGAUGUGUCACCAGCCAUCAAUUUGUUUUGCCAUUUCUAUAUUCCAAUGUCCAAUGAAGAUUGGGUUUCUUUCUCCCUUCGCCAUGGUUUGGUAGAGAUUUGUGAUGGUCUUCUAACCUUCAUAAAGUAUUGGAAAGAGGAGUUCUUUUUUGUUCAUGCCUCUUCUUUCUCCGGCUCCAUGGCAUACGACGCUACUACUGACAGGGUCACCGACCCCGUCUCGAAAGUAUCACCUGACGAGAAAUUGAUAACGGAGAGGUUAUCAGACAAUUUUGUCCAAUGA